This is a messenger RNA of Triticum aestivum (bread wheat), 967 nucleotides long. RefSeq names its product alpha/beta hydrolase domain-containing protein 17B-like. The transcript is spliced from 7 exons. Bases 1 to 912 code for a protein of 303 amino acids. Lineage: Eukaryota; Viridiplantae; Streptophyta; Magnoliopsida; Poales; Poaceae. The record is from RefSeq and is a predicted model, not a curated record.
AUGGGGUUCGAGCGUUGGGACGAGCUGCCCCCAUUUGGCAGCCGGUGCGCGAUAUCCGCGGCUAGGUAUGAUUAUUCUGGUUAUGGACGGUCAUCAGGCAAGGCAAGCGAAGCUAAUACAUUUGCUGACAUAGAGUCUGCAUAUAAAUGCCUUGUGGAGGUUUAUGGGACUAGGGAAGAAGACAUUGUUCUUUAUGGUCAAUCUGUCGGUAGUGGCCCCACUGUUGAUUUAGCUGCUCACUUGCAUCACAUAAGAGCAGUUGUUCUGCAUAGUCCCAUACUUUCUGGCCUACGUGUCAUGUAUUCUGUGAAGAAAACAUACUGGUUUGACAUAUAUAAGAACAUCGAGAAAAUUCCCCUUGUUAAAUGCCCUGUUCUGGUGAUUCAUGGUACAAGUGACGAUGUUGUUGAUUUUUCCCAUGGAAAGCGGAUAUGGGAGCUGGGCCAACAGAAGUAUGAGCCUCUGUGGAUCGAGGGAGGCGACCACUGUAACUUGGAGACCUUCCCAGUGUACAUAAGGCAUCUGAAGAAGUUUCUGUCAGCUGUAGAGAAGUUGCCUGCUGGAAAAGAAGCAGCACCUGAGAAUAGCGCCGCUCUUUCUGAGGCGCAUUUGAUGACCUCGCAGAGGUUAGAGCCAUCGAGGAAGAGCUCAAGGCAUGAGCAGCCUCCUAGGCUGAGCACUGAAUGUGUAGAUAAACACCGUCGAAGUACAGACGUCAGGGAAAAGGCAAGGUCCAUCACACAUGAGAGAUCAAGGAGAAGUGUCGAUACAUUUGACAGGACAAGAGAUGAAAAUGAACGGACAGACAAACCAAGGAAAAGCAUUGACAGGCUUGGCGAGAUGAUUAGAUCAAUGGGCCUCUGCAAUGUUGAUUGCUUCAAAGAGCCUUCUCGAAAAACCGAGGCUUGCUGAGUCAGUGAGUGGUUUUUCAUAUGUAGUUAUAGAAUCGUUUUGUUUCUCUUUGCAG